UUUUAAUAUACAAAUUACAAGAUAAAAUGGAUUAAAGAAGUGCAUUGGAUGGUGUGUAAAAAUGAAAGUGAACAAAUACUGGGAAGGAAAGUGGGAAGGAAGGGAGUACAUGGUUCGUCAACCCCGUCCCACUUCAAACCCAUCCCCACUUUCUUUUUUUUUCUUCUUUGCGUAUCCUCCUAAUUUCGUCGAGCACAUUUGCUUGCUGAUAGUCCCUAUCUGAAUUCAGAAAAUGUCUCUGCGACCGGGUACGCGAACCGAAGUACGGAAGAAGUCGUACAAGAUCGGAGUGGAUGGCGACGAAGCACGGCGGCGGAGGGAGGACAACCUGGUUGAGAUCAGGAAGAGUAAGCGCGAGGAGAACCUUCUCAAGAAGCGUCGCGAGGGUCUCCUCCUUGACGCUACUCAAAACGCUGCUUCUAAUGAGAGACGGCUUGAAGGCAUUCCAUUGAUGGUUCAAGGGGUAUGGUCUGAGGAUCCAUCUUCACAAAUCGAAGCGACUACACAAUUCAGAAAGCUGUUAUCCAUCGAGCGCAGCCCUCCAAUAGAUGAGGUGAUUAAAGCUGGAGUUGUACCACGCUUUGUACAGUUUCUGGAAAGGAGUGACUUGCCUCAAUUGCAAUUUGAAGCUGCCUGGGCAUUGACAAAUGUUGCAUCUGGCACAUCAGAACAUACACGAGUUGUCAUUGAACAGGGUGCUGUUCCUAAGUUUAUACAGCUUCUUAACUCACCCAAUGACGAUGUUCGUGAGCAGGCUGUCUGGGCUUUGGGCAAUGUUGCUGGUGAUUCCCCAACCUGUAGGGAUCUCGUACUUGGUCAAGGUGCACUCCUGUCAUUGUUAGGUCAGUUAAAUGAGCAUUCAAAGCUUUCUAUGCUGAGAAAUGCUACAUGGACAUUGUCAAACUUCUGCCGUGGCAAGCCACCUACACCAUUUGACCAGGUCAAAGCUGCAUUGCCAGUUCUUCGGCAUCUUAUCCAUAUGAAUGAUGAAGAAGUUCUUACAGAUGCUUCUUGGGCACUAUCAUAUCUAUCCGAUGGACCAAAUGAUAAAAUUCAAGCUGUAAUUGAUGCAGAUGUCUGUCCCCGGCUUGUAGAGCUUCUGCUUCAUCCAUCAGCUACAGUGCUCAUACCUGCUCUUCGAACCGUGGGGAAUAUUGUGACAGGUGAUGAUGCUCAAACACAGUUCGUAAUUGACAAACAAGUGCUCCCAUGUCUGUAUCAACUUCUUACUCAAAAUCACAAGAAAAGCAUAAUAAAAGAAGCAUGUUGGACGAUCUCUAACAUCACUGCUGGAAAUAGACAUCAAAUACAGGCAGUUAUGGAGGCAAAUAUCGUUGCUCCUUUGGUGUAUCUCCUUCAAAAUGCAGAGUUUGACAUCAAGAAAGAGGCUGCAUGGGCUAUUUCUAAUGCCACCUCUGGAGGUUCUCAUGAUCAAAUUAGGUUCUUGGCUAGUAGUGGCUGCAUCAAGCCGCUCUGUGAUCUCCUGUUAUGCCCAGACCUGAGAAUUGUGACUGUGUGCCUUGAGGGGCUCGAGAACAUUCUGAGGGUAGGCGAGGCCGACAAAGAAAUGGGUUUGAACGACGGGAUCAAUUUAUAUGCUCGAAUGGUCGACGAAUGCGAGGGUUUAGACAAGAUUGAUAUUCUCCAAACCCAUGACAACAAUGAGAUCUACGAAAAGGCUGUGAAGAUCUUGGAUAAAUACUGGGCAGAUGUAGAGGACGAUGAUGAGCAGCUUCAUGACCUCCCCAGUCAUGAAAAUCAGCAUGGCUUUAGCUUUGGGAAUAACCAACCUAGUGUUCCUGCAGGCGGUUUCAGAUUCGGGUAAACAGAAUUUGGUUGUGUCGUUUCUUGUUUUGCGGGCAGCGGUCAGGUUUUCUUGCCCUUGAAUGUGGCAUACAGGUUCUUAGAUACUAUUAUUUUUUAUGGAGUAAGUAAUUUACUAGGAGAAUGCUAUGCUUGUGAUUUGUCCUUGUGAUUUGUAACUUCGGCACCAAUUGGUGAUGUCUAUGAUUGGUUUGUGUGGGAAAAUGUAAUGUGCCCUCGUGUUUUCUCUGUUGUGCUCAAUUUAUUGUCAACUAAGCUUAAACCGAAAACCGUACUUAUUAUUCUUUAGUUGUAUUAUAUCUUCUCCCUUAACUUAUUCUAUUUAAUGUUAUGUGAUAAUCAGAGACAUGUUAUUAAAGGUUUAUGCAACUC
Molecule: messenger RNA, 2196 nt
Organism: Cuscuta campestris
Lineage: Eukaryota; Viridiplantae; Streptophyta; Magnoliopsida; Solanales; Convolvulaceae
Source: the annotation of a GenBank genome assembly